Trichoderma asperellum CBS 433.97 is the source of this 991-nucleotide messenger RNA. Lineage: Eukaryota; Fungi; Ascomycota; Sordariomycetes; Hypocreales; Hypocreaceae. The record is from RefSeq and is a predicted model, not a curated record.
AUGGGACUGUGGAAGUGGGUGUUCGGUCUAUUCCUAGUUGUGAAUUUGAAACUUCUGCCUUUUCUUUGGCACUUUCGCUUCUUCCAGGCCCUAGGAUCAGGGAUUCUUCUCAACCGGAGGGCCAGGCGCCUUCUGAAGCCUCACCACAUCCUCCUCCCGAUAAUAAGCACUACCAAGGCCCCUUUGAUGGAAAUUGAUUUCAACCUCCACAAAUCCAAUUCAACAUACUUCACUGACAUUGACGUGUCACGAGCGUUCCACAGCGGUGUGAUCUUUGGCCCACUUAUAACAGGUUCAGGUGGCAAACGUUGUAACUUGAUCGUCGGUGGCGUGUCGUGUACUUUCAAGCGGGAAAUCAAGCCCUAUAAAACCUACGAGACCUGGACACGGGUGGCGAGUUGGGACGAAAAGUGGAUUUACACGGUGACGCACUUCGUCCAAAGGGGGAAGCUCAGGGCCGGCCAGCGUGUGCUGCAAUCUCAUUCGUCCGAAUGGGCGGGCGAAAAGCCGGAGACAACUUCGAGAAGCGAAGGCAGCAGAGUCGUAUUUGCCUCUGCGGUUACCCGAUUUGUGUGCAAGAGGGGUCGCCUGACAGUGCCUCCGGCGCAUGCUCUGAAAGAAUGCGGUCUUCUGAGAGUCUCGACAAGUUCAUUCGCCAUCGGCAUCGGCGAGGCUAGACUGCAGCAUGAAGAACAUCCGAACGCAGACUCAGCGGCGAAGCCAGAUGUCGCCGCUGGUGCGUGCUCGACGAUGCUGGAGGAUGUCGAGUCAUCCAGGAUUGCUAACCUGCCCAUUGUACGGCUCCAGCAGGGCUGGGAUAAAGUCCACGAGCUUUUCAGAGAAGACAUUGCUGUACUGGGAACAUACUCUGACAUGGGGUGGCCAUAAUAUAACCGCAGAAAUGUGUGAAGAACUAUUGGUGUCCUGCUAUAGACAUAUUUUUGACACCGCACCUAGAUUUAGACUUACCGUCAGGCAAGAAUCAAGCUAU